Messenger RNA from Ostreobium quekettii, 945 nucleotides. The record is from the annotation of a GenBank genome assembly. Lineage: Eukaryota; Viridiplantae; Chlorophyta; Ulvophyceae; Bryopsidales; Ostreobiaceae.
AUGAUGGAACAAAACGAGAUUGCGAUGCUGAGCAUGCCAGCCGUUGUGCUUGUGGAACCUGCCUGCCUGGUGGAAGGGCAGGACUGCGAGGUUGAGAUCCACCUGUCGAGGGAGGUGGCGUGUGCAGAUGGGCAACAAGUUGUGCUCAGGGGAGAGGAUGACCUCGUGGUGACAGCCCCAUUGACGGCCCAAGAAGGGAGAAUUUGGAGGCUCGUCCUGCCGCCGGUGAGCACCACUAGCCUCUCCGUGGCUGUGGAGGGCCCCAGGAUCCCGCCCACGCCGCCGGAGCCCUUCCUCCUCGUCCUCCCCGAGGCCGCCUCGAACGACUUACGCCGCCUCUUCGCCAUGAUGCUCACCGCAGUCGACACGCGUGACGCCCUCAUGACCGCAGACCUCCUCCACCGGCACCCCGUGCACCCCACGCGCCCAUCCGACCACGAACACCUUCCCCGACCUCCUAAAUUACUGGAGCACUCCCCUGGGCCCGAGGGACCCUCUUCUGGGCCAAUGGGACCGUCUUUUGGGCCAGCAGGACCGGCCCCGCUCAAGGUGGCGGUUUGGAACCGCUACUUUAGGCCCCUGUGCCUGCACCUGGCAGAUUUGCUUAAGGGGCUGGCGGACGGCGCCAGCGAGGCCCACGACGCGUGCGUGCCCACGCUCGUCUACCUGCUGGACAACGAGCGGUGGUGGCUGGCGUCCUUCCUGCUCAAGGCAUGUUUAGCAUCCGGUGUGCCAGUGACCUUGGGCCCCUUCGCCCUUUUGGAGGAGGAUGUUGAGCCGGAGAGGUUGCGGCGGGACUACCUGGCGAUAGGGCACGGAGCGGUGCUGGUGGUGGGCGAGGUGGAGCGCAGCGAGGUGGAGGAGGAUGCGCUUGACCCAGUGGAUCAGCUGCCGCGCACCUGGAUCGACGGGGGCCUGGUCCUUCUGGAGCCCAUCAGCGGCUAG